UUCUGACUUGGGCGUUUUAUACCUCGGGUUCUAAUAAUGAUUUGGGAAAUUGAACUCUAUCUGUACCGCAUGUGCUCUUUCAGCUGAGCGUGGAACCGUGCUGGUCGCGGUCAGUCGGUGCCGGAUUAAUUCCUCGUGUUGUUAUGGCUCUUGGUAGUGAAGUGACUGACGAUAAUUCUUCAAGACAUACGUCUCAUAAAGUGAAAAAAUGUCCAGUUAAUAACAAUGUGAGCAUUAAAAGUGGUAGCGAGAAUGUUAACAAAGAAAAAGCGGAGAAGCACUCGGCAAAGAUGAAUAAAGAUUGUGGGACAAAGCCAGUUAUAUGUAGCAAUGGUAACUCAAGUACGCCGAAUGGACGAGCGGAUGACGAAGGUGGCGGCGGUGUUACGUCCAUACCUCGUGUAUCAUAUGCAGCCGCUGCUAAGAAAGCUCUAUCGCCAACAAUCAACAAUGAUCCCAUGCAAUUCCCGACUGCUGCGGAAUGCCAGAAAGUUAAUAAAAGUGAGAAAUCUUUACAAGCAAAUUCUGUUGAUACGACAAUAAAUAUAAACGGCGAAAAAUCUAUAUCUAAUGAUAAUCAUUGUAAGAAGGAUACAAUAAGCACCAAAGAACCAAUAACUAACGGCACUGAAAUAAAUAGCAUACACAUUGUUAAUGGUAACCCACAAAAAAGUCCUGAUUGUGAUAUUAGUAAUAGUAAUAAUACUAAACUAGUUUCUAAUGGUAUUAACAGUGAUUUGGAAGAAACCAAAUCAGAUGAAAUGAGUACAGUUUCGCCAACUGAUGUAACACCAAAUGUUUCGAAUGUAAGUCUAAAUAAAAGAAAAGAAAGUAAAAAAUCUGCUGCGUUGGAAAAGAAUAGUCAAUCCGAAAAGUCUAAAUCUCCUGAAAAACCUAAUGAUGAUAAGGAGAUUGAAAAUAAUGAUAUAAAUUCCAACAACUGCUCAGAGAAGGCUAACGGUGAUACCAAUAAAAUCGUUAACGGCGAUAAAGAUAGAGAGUCAUCACCAAGUGAAGAUGGUGAUGAUAAGAAAAGAGAUGCCGAAGUAGUCUUUAUUCAGGAUAUGGGUUUUACUGUGAAAAUUGUAAGUCCAGGCGCUGAGCCCCUUGAUAUUCAGGUGUCAAGUAUGGAAUUAGUACAAGAAAUUCACCAAGUUUUAAUGGAUCGGGAGGAUACAUGCCAUAGAACCUGUUUCUCUCUUCAAUUAGAUGGCGUGACAUUGGAUAACUUUGCUGAGCUGAAAAAUAUUGAAGGAUUAAAAGAUGGAUCCAUUAUUAAGGUUGUUGAAGAACCGUAUACAAUGCGUGAGGCGCGUAUUCACGUCCGCCAUGUGCGGGAUCUGCUGAAAUCAAUAGAUUAUGUGGAUGCCUAUGCCGGUCAAGAAUGCAGCUCUUUAGCGUUUUUGAAUGUUAUUACACAGGGUGAUAUUUUAGAAAAGAAAAAAUCUAGGCCUGAGAGUGUGGACUGCACUCCCCCAGAUUACAUUAUGCCUGGAAGUACUGAACGACCCUUGCUACCCCUACACCCGGGCUUAACUAAAGAAAAUAAAGCUCCACAAUGUUUAAAGGUGUUAACAACAUCUGGCUGGAAUCCACCACCGGGACCACGUAAAAUGUGCGGAGACUUGCUGUAUCUGCACGUGAUUACAUUGGAGGACCGGCAGUUCCAUAUCACUGCUUGUCCGCGCGGUUUCUACCUCAAUCAAUCCACCGAAGAAGUGUUCAACCCUCGACCAUCUACACCAUCUCUAUUGUGCCACUCACUAAUAGAGCUCCUUAGUAUUGUAUCGCCUGCGUUCAAACGUAACUUUGCGCUAGUGCAGAAGCGACGCAUGCAGAAGCACCCCUUCGAACGAGUUGCCACGCCUUAUCAAGUCUACCAAUGGGCGUCGCCUAUGCUUGAACACACAGUUGACGCUAUUCGGGCUGAAGACACGUUCUCUUCCAAACUGGGUUAUGAGGAGCACAUCCCAGGUCAGACGCGAGACUGGAACGAAGAGUUGCAAACGACGAGGGAGCUACCGCGAGCCACGCUGCCGGAGCGGUUGUUGCGGGAACGAGCCAUUUUUAAGGUGCACAGUGACUUCGUAGCCGCCGCGACACGCGGUGCGAUGGCGGUCGUAGAUGGUAACGUGAUGGCCAUCAAUCCCGGCGAGGAGCCCAAGAUGCAGAUGUUCAUAUGGAAUAAUAUAUUCUUCUCGCUCGGCUUCGAUGUGCGCGAUCAUUAUAAGGACCUCGGUGGGGAUGCUGCUGCUUUCGUUGCACCGCGCAACGAUCUUCAAGGUGUGCGCGUAUACAGCGCAGUGGACACGGCCGGGCUGCACACGCUCGGCACUGUGGUAGUGGACUACCGGGGCUACCGUGUCACGGCGCAGUCCAUCAUACCCGGGAUACUGGAGAAGGAGCAAGAGCAGAGUGUCGUAUACGGGAGCAUUGACUUUGGCACCACGGUGCUGUCGCAUCCGAAGUACAUGGAGCUGCUAAGCAAAGCAGGCCAGCAAUUAAAGAUCAUGCCCCACUCAGUAAUCAGUGCGAACGGUGAAACAGUGGAACUUUGUUCCAGUGUAGAAUGCAAGGGCAUCAUCGGCAACGACGGCCGCCAUUACAUUCUCGAUUUAUUGCGUACUUUCCCACCAGAUGUUAACUUCUUGCAGUUGCAAGACGAUGAACUGAGAGAGGACAUAAAAUCAAUGGGAUUCCCAAUUAUUCAUAAGCACAAAUUGUGUUGCCUUAGACAGGAAUUGGUGGAUAGUUUUGUUGAGGCUCGUUAUUUUAUGUUCAUUCGCUAUGCGGCGUUCCACUUACAACAGUUGAGUGCGAAACGUAACAAGGCACCAGAACAGAAAUCUAUUGAGGUAAAUAAAGAAUCUGACAAGAAAGAAGUUGUUGCUGAAACAGAGAAAGAAAAGAGGGACAGUAAGAGUCAGGAGAAGGAAACGAAAGAUAAAAAGGGAAAGGAUGCUAAGGAUAAGAAGACAAAGAAAGAAGAAAAGGUAGAGAAGGAUGAAAAGGUUGAGGAGGAAAAGGAAGUGAAGAAAGAUGUGGAAAAAGAUAGCGAAGAUUUACUUCUAAAUGAAAACCUUUCUGAAAUCGACACAGAUGUCGCAAAGAAAAUAGUUGAAAGUAUUACAGAUUCUAUAUGUAGUGGAGAGAAACAGGAAAAUGAUUCCGGUGAACGUUCACGUGCAGUGGUUGCUGCAGCUGCUCGUGCUGUAGCAUCUCUGAAGGAGUCCGAAUUCGAUGUCCGCUUUAACCCGGACGUUUACUCGCCGGGCAUCAAACACGCGGCCUCGCCAGAGCAGCUUGCUAAACAGCGGCACCUUGUUAAGGAGGCCGCAGCCUUCUUGCUUACUACUCAAAUUCCUGCUUUUGUCCGCGAGUGCCUCGAGCACACGUCCGCUCCAAUGGACGGUGCUGGCUUGACUGAGGCUUUACACGCGCGAGGUAUCAACGUGCGUUAUCUUGGACGCGUUGCUGUCGCGCUGCGGUCGCACGCCUCGCUCAGUUAUCUGCAUGCUAUCGCGGUGGCAGAGCUCAUCUUGCGUGCUGCCAAGCACGUUUAUACAACUUACUUGCAGGGCUGCGAGGCGAUGUGCACGGGCGCGGCCGUGUCCCACUUCCUGAACUGCCUGCUCGGCGCGUGCGGCUCGCCCGUGGCGCCGGCGGGCGAGGCGCCGGCGGCGGCGCGCUCCACGCGGCCGCGCGGACGCCGCGCGCGCCGCGCCCGCCACGCCUCGCCCCCCUCGCCCGCCUCGCCCUCCCCCGACUGGCAGAACCUCACGCCCAAGGCGCUCUUCGCGCAGAUUAAACAGGAGCUGAAGGCAUACUGGGGAUAUGACUUGAAUGCCGAAAAUAUGGAUGCAGUUAUAGAGAAACAUGGCCUUCAAAAAAUCUCGUUGCUUAGGUCAUUCGCAAUUAAGGUCGGCCUGCAAGUAAUGCUAAGGGAAUAUGACUUCGACAAUAAAAAUAAAACCACUUUCUCUUCAGCUGAUAUUAUGAAUAUAUUCCCGGUUGUUAAACAUAUCAACCCAAGAGCGUCGGACGCGUACAACUUCUACACGACCGGGCAGAACAAGAUCCAGGCGGGCGCCGUGUCGGAGGGCCACGAGCUGAUCGGCGAAGCGCUGAACCUCCUCAACAACGUGUACGGCGCGAUGCACGGCGAGAUCGCGCAGUGCCUGCGCAUGGUCGCGCGCCUGUGCUACGUCACCGGCGAGCACCGCGACGCGAUGGCCUACCAGCAGAAGGCGGUGCUCAUGUCCGAGCGCGUCAACGGCAUCGACCACCCCUACACCAUUACGGAAUAUGUGAGUGCGAACUUAUUCAAGAAUAGAAACAAUUUGAUCGAGAGG
Messenger RNA from Zerene cesonia (dogface butterfly), 4352 nucleotides. It is a transcript of the gene clu, whose product is annotated as clustered mitochondria protein homolog. The record is from RefSeq and is a predicted model, not a curated record. Gene Ontology annotation, biological process: intracellular distribution of mitochondria. The annotation marks the transcript as partial. Gene Ontology annotation, molecular function: mRNA binding; protein binding. The transcript is spliced from 20 exons. NCBI's taxonomy places the organism in Eukaryota, Metazoa, Arthropoda, Insecta, Lepidoptera, Pieridae. Gene Ontology annotation, cellular component: cytoplasm.